Molecule: messenger RNA, 3170 nt
Organism: Sapajus apella (tufted capuchin)
Lineage: Eukaryota; Metazoa; Chordata; Mammalia; Primates; Cebidae
Gene: TFCP2L1
Product: transcription factor CP2 like 1
Exons: 15
Coding region: 85-1524 (479 amino acids)
Biological process (GO): regulation of transcription by RNA polymerase II
Cellular component (GO): nucleus
Molecular function (GO): RNA polymerase II cis-regulatory region sequence-specific DNA binding; DNA-binding transcription activator activity, RNA polymerase II-specific
Source: RefSeq, a predicted model, not a curated record
GGCAUUCGGGUGCCGGUGGGAGCUCGGCGCGGCCCGCGUCUGCGCUGGCUGCCGCGCCCCAGUGGGCGCGUGGGAACUCCAGCCAUGCUCUUCUGGCACACGCAGCCCGAGCACUACAACCAGCACAACUCCGGCAGCUACCUGCGUGAUGUGCUCGCUCUGCCCAUCUUCAAGCAGGAGGAGCCCCAGCUGUCCCCUGAGAACGAGGCCCGCCUGCCGCCCCUGCAGUACGUGUUGUGUGCUGCCACGUCCCCAGCCGUGAAGCUGCAUGAAGAGACACUGACCUACCUCAAUCAAGGUCAGUCUUACGAAAUCCGACUAUUGGAGAAUCGGAAGCUGGGAGACUUUCAAGAUCUGAACACAAAAUAUGUCAAGAGCAUCAUCCGCGUGGUCUUCCAUGACCGCCGGCUGCAGUACACGGAGCACCAGCAGCUGGAGGGCUGGCGGUGGAGCCGGCCCGGGGACCGGAUCUUGGACAUUGAUAUUCCACUGUCUGUUGGUAUCUUGGACCCCAGGGCCAGCCCGACCCAGCUGAAUGCCGUCGAGUUUUUGUGGGACCCUGCGAAGAGAGCUUCGGCAUUCAUUCAGGUGCACUGCAUCAGCACAGAAUUCACCCCCAGGAAGCACGGGGGCGAGAAGGGAGUGCCCUUUCGAGUGCAGAUUGACACGUUUAAGCAGAAUGAGAAUGGGGAGUACACGGAGCACCUGCACUCAGCCAGCUGCCAGAUCAAGGUGUUCAAGCCGAAGGGAGCUGAUCGGAAACAGAAGACUGACCGGGAGAAGAUGGAGAAAAGAACAGCCCAGGAGAAGGAGAAAUACCAGCCAUCCUAUGAAACCACCAUCCUCACAGAGUGCUCUCCAUGGCCCGACAUGGCCUACCAGGUGAACAGCGCCCCAUCCCCAAGCUACAAUGGCUCUCCAAGCAGCUUUGGCCUCGGCGAAGGCAACACCUCUCCGACCCACCCAGUGGAGGCCCUGCCCGUGGGCAGUGACCACCUGCUCCCAUCAGCCUCCAUCCAGGAUGCCCAGCAGUGGCUCCACCGCAACAGGUUCUCGCAGUUCUCCCGGCUUUUUGCCAGCUUCUCAGGUGCAGACUUGCUGAAGAUGUCACGUGAUGAUUUGGUUCAGAUCUGUGGUCCUGCAGAUGGGAUCCGGCUCUUCAAUGCCAUCAAAGGCCGGAAUGUGAGGCCAAAGAUGACCAUUUAUGUCUGCCAGGAGCUGGAGCAGAACCGAGUGCCCCUGCAGCAGAAGCGGGAGGGCAGUGGAGACAGCAGCCUGUGUGUGUACCACGCCAUCUUCCUGGAAGAGCUGACCACCUUGGAGCUGAUUGAGAAGAUCGCGAGCCUGUACAGCAUCUCCCCCCAGCACAUCCACCGAGUCUACCGGCAGGGCCCCACCGGCAUCCAUGUGGUGGUGAGCAACGAGAUGGUACAGAAUUUCCAAGAUGAAUCCUGUUUUGUCCUCAGCACAAUUAAAGCCGAGAGCAAUGAUGGCUACCACAUCAUCCUGAAAUGUGGACUCUGAGCAGCAGUGGGCCCUGUACCUGCCUCCAACACCCAGCCGCGUGGAUCCCUGUGGAUGUAGAAAUUGCCCCACUGGAAGCUGUGGCCUCACCAGGCAAGCUGAGGCCAGGAGGGACCCUGCCCAGUCUGUGAAAGCUACAGAGCACCAACCAGCAGAAGCCUGGGGACACCAAGCACCAUGUGCGGAAAGCCAGUGGCUCCUUUCUCCCUUCCUCUUGGCCCCCAGAUUUUGAAUGGUUCCUUGUUCUUUUCUGUUGGUCCAACCCUAACGUUCUAAAAGGGCGAAAAGUAGAAACACCUGCUCUGAAACCACUCGCCCCUUAGUUGGAAGCGUCUUGGGUGUUUUGGUGCCGCCUGUCUCCGUCCCUUCUGAGCACUCUCCUGCCCCCGGAGAAAGCUCGGCUUCCCCCUGGAAGCUGGUACCCUUACCUCCUCCUCUGGGAGUUGGCUGCAUGGCCAGCACUGCUGACUCAAUGGGAGCAGUUUGCUCUCCUUCUCUUGCCUUCACGUUUGCUUCCCUUCUCAGUGACCCUGGCGAGCAUCCAUCUUUCCUGUUCUUGGAUGAAUUGAUGGGAGUGGGGCUAUUGUGUGCCUUCUACCUCUUUCUCUUCUACCUUGUUUCUAAGGAUCUGCUGCUGCGGAACCCAGAGAUGAGCUCCUCUCUCUGCAUCAGCACCUUGGCGCGGUGGAUGCCACAAUGUACGUGUGCAGCCUUUCUCUAUUUUGUAUUUUUCUUUCCGCCCCCCUCCGGAUCACAGUUCAACAGCCUUUCUCGAAGAUGUUAGUUCUGAGGCCCUUUGUGGGGAGGUUGGGGGGGGCGGUAAUAGAAAAGACUUGUAUUUCCUAGGCAAUCGUGGGUAAGGAGGAUUGGGAAGGAGCAUUCCGUUGUAUCAUCCGCUGACCUCAACCGCCACAAUACCAGGCCCUGUUGGAUGGACUUAUAGAAAGUUAGAGAAAACCUUGGUGACCCACUGCUAAAUUUGCCACAGGGGCAUUGUAUUUUCUCUGGGCGCCCCUCACUUCAAUGUUUCUCUUGGUUUGUUUGUAAGGGGUAUGUUUAGGGUGUUUUGCCUGCAUCAGAAUGGGUGUGUCAUCAUUCCUAAUGGCCUAACUGGGGAAAUGUGUGUCAGUAACUGUGGUAGACGCAGAAAUUCGUCUUUGUCUUGUCUCUGGUUCCUGGGAUCCAGUGGUCUCUGCUGGCUAGGGCUUCAGCUCUUUGUUAAUUUAGUUUCAUGGGGGAUGCCAUGACCACCUGAAUGGGAUAUCAUAGCUUCUGAAUGGAGCUUCUGUGGAAUGAAGUGCUCGAAUGAAGGAUUAUCAGAAUAAAACAAGGUCUACAAUGGGUAAGCUUGUUUUGUAGAUGAGGAAACUGAGGCUCAAAGGGGCAAAGUCACCUGCAUGGUAGCACAUAGUGAUAGGGUAGUGAUAUAAAUGUAUCAUAUAAACCAGGAUGUUUCAGAAUAAAGGGGGCCUUGUUAGUCAUUACCUUGGGUAAUAGCUGGCAUUCCUACAGAACAGAGUGAAGACAGGUUCCUGAUUCCUCCUCCUUUUUUAGAGGGGAGGUGGGGAGUUGUUAACUAACAGCUUUAGGCUGACUUCGUUUUUGGACUCAGCCCACCCACACCCGGGUGAAUUUAAAAAAAAAAA